UACAAAAUAUGCAGCGCCGUGGUUGUCAUUCACUCUGGCGUGCCUGAAGAGUCUUAUAAGAAUCAUGUUGACCCCACCGAAGGAGGGGAUGCCCAGUAUGAUAGACAGGGCGCUGAGGAUGAGGAGGGAGGAGCAGGCUCGUCAGGUGGUCCUGGCCUGGGCUGUUCUCAACGUCUCUCUAGCUGGCAUGAUUUACACUGAGAUGUCAGGGAAUUUGCUGAGCCGAUACUACAACAUCACCUACUGGCCUAUCUGGUACAUCGAACUGGUGCUAGCUUCUCUAUUUAGCCUCAAUGCUCUUUUUGACUUCUGGAAAUAUUUCAAAUACACUAUGGCUCCCUCCACCAUUGCUGUGUCACCAGAGCAGCAUCUCCUCCUCGGUCUGAGAAACACAAGUAUUCAGGCUUCUCCGCCCCAAAAGCCAGAAAAAAAGGAGACCCCAGCUCCAGCCCAGUUGUCUCCACUGCAGGGUCAAAGUGUGCUGAGUUUCAGCCCAUCACGGCCAGCCACCACCAGCCCCAAGUUCUCCCCCAGCUGUGUACCCGGGUACAGCCCUCCUCUCAGCAACCCAUCCACCCCAAACAGUGCGGGUGGGCACUUUUCACCUUCAGUGGCCUUUGGAAAGGUGCUGAACUACAGUGCCUCCCCUGGCUCCUCUCCCUACCCCAGCAGCAUUGGACCAGCAGAAGGCUCCAGCUUGAGAGCGCGAUAUCGCACGUCCCCCUCAGUGUUUAACUCCCCUGGAAGCAAGGAGGACUACAUGGAGGAUCUGAAAAGCCUGGAGAGGUUCCUCCACACAGAGGAGGAGAAGAGUCACCGCAGCCAGUUAGGGAGUCCAGAGGCUGUGUCUCCAAACCACAGCCCAACAUUUUGGAACUACAACCGCUCAGUGGGAGAUUACACCCAGAGCUUGAGGAAGUUCCUGUAUCAGCCAGCCUGCCGCUCUCAGGCCCCGUCUGCCCACAAGGAUGAGACAGACCUGGGCUCCAAACAGGCUGCAGAGGAGGUAUGGGCCAGAAUCACAACCAGCCGUCCUGUAGUGGACCGCAUUGAUAGCUGGACGGCCAAGCUUAGAAAUUGGAUCAGUGACACCAUCUUGGUCCCGCUGGUGAAGGAAAUAGACUCUGUCAACAGCCAGCUCAGGAGGAUGGGCUGCCCUGAGCUCCAGAUCGGAGAGGCCAGCAUAAGCAGUCUGAAACAGGCAGCGGUGAUGAAAGCCUCAUCUAUCCCCACUAUGAACUCCAUUGUUCAGUAUCUGGACAUCACUCCCAACCAGGAAUAUCUGGUAGACCGCAUAAAGGAGCUGGCCCACAGCGGCUGCAUGAGCUCCUUUCGCUGGAAUAGUGGUGGUGAUCUGAAGAACAGGAAGUGGGACACGGACCUCCCCACUGACUGUGCUGUCCUCAUGCAUGUGUUUUGUACAUACUUGGACUCCAGACUGCCCCCACACCCAAAGUACCCCGACGGGAAGACUUUCACUUCUCAGCACUUCAGCCACACCCCAGACAAACCUGAUGUUACCAAGGAGAGCCUUUUCUGUGUCCACCAAAGCAGCACCACUCCCCCUCACUACCAACUCAUCUACCAGGGACAUAUCUACAGUCUACCCAAGGGCAGGAACAACCUGUUCCACACAAUCCUCAUGUUCCUCUAUGUCAUUAAGACCAAGGAGUCAGGGAUGCUGGGGAGAGUAAAUCUUGGCCUCUCUGGAGUGAACAUCUUGUGGAUAUUUGAAGACUGAUGUAUCGUCUUUAAUAACCAACAAGAAGCUACAAGUGGAUUUUUUUUUCCUCCCACAAUACUGUGUGGCUACACUGGUAGGCAUACCACCUCAGCUUAAAGACUGCUCUUUCAGGGGCACAGCGGAAAAUCAGCACUUCACUUCGACAGACAACAAAUGAAUAUUUUUGGACAGUUUUGACAUACAAAUUGGCAACACCCUGUUAGAAAUCGUCAUUUAAGUAUGUGACACCACAGUGUGCUUAUGAUACAAUGCAGAGUUGUAUUUUUUAACAUUGUUGCGUUUUCUGAUUUUGUAUUUUUAGAAUGUACCAGCAUGGCAGCCUUGUAAAUAAUAUACCUCAGAUUUGUCUGGUGGAUGGUUAAGUGCUCAGACCCAUUUUGCUUGAAUGCAAAUAUAGUAUGUGUGGACUUGACUUUUGUUUCCUUUUCUGGUAUGCUGUUUUUUCGUUGUUCCUGUAGUUAAAUGAAUGUCUGCUGCAGUAGGGAUGCUCCUGACAUGCUUGAAGUCAACCACAGAAGUUGGACAUAUGAAAACGGAAGCAAUAUACAAUUCAGACCUGAAGUAUUCUGCAGUUACAAAGCUUCCCAGCAGGCUGCAAUGCAAAACAUAACUAUGUAAACUGUAAAUUCUUUUGAUAUGUGAUGGAGAACAAACUGUUUAUUCUGAAGGUAGUGUCUUUUUACAAAUAUGACCUAAAUGCCAAUUAGCCUGAUUGCUUGCGCCAGCCUUUAGUUACAUUUCAGACUUUCUACGUUUGCUUGUUUUUGAGUAAUGCCAUUUUACAAAUGACUCAUGAGAGUGGAAAAUAAAAUUGAGAUAUGAA
Messenger RNA from Chelmon rostratus (copperband butterflyfish), 2567 nucleotides. RefSeq names its product transmembrane protein 209 (gene tmem209). Gene Ontology annotation, cellular component: membrane. Lineage: Eukaryota; Metazoa; Chordata; Actinopteri; Chaetodontiformes; Chaetodontidae. Bases 65 to 1741 code for a protein of 558 amino acids. The record is from RefSeq and is a predicted model, not a curated record. The transcript has 15 exons.